UAUGAAUCUACAUCCAAUUCCUGAAGUUUAAUGUGAGGUUGAUCAAUAAGAAUUGAUUGAAAAACUAAUGGGUAAAAAUAGAUUUCUAGAGAAACGAUGCAAUUAUUAUAAAAGGAAAAGAGAAUUCUUAAUUAUGUAAUUAAAUUAAGCAGAGACUCCAAAUAAAUUAUCUGAAUCCAAAGUUUCUGUAUCAUCAGCUAAUUGCAAUCUUCCAACUAUGCCUGAUGAAACUGAUUUGAUUUAAAAAUAUUAAGAAGAGUUAUAAUAGAAAGAAACUUUAAUAUCAGAACUAAAAGAAACAGUGUUAACACUUGAAAACAAAGUUAAUAAUUUGUAAGCAUGUAAUGAUGAGAUGUAAUAUCAACUAUCAAAAUAAUAACAUGAAUUUAUAAGAAGUGAAAAAGUGAGUCAGUCAGGUAUAUAAAACUAUUAUAUAUAUAUAUAGUUAUAAUCCCAAAAUCUACUAGUCAGACUGAAAAGGCAAUGGCAGUCAUUGACAAAUUUGUUUAGCCCAUUUCUACAAGUUCAUUUAAGUCUACUGAUGGUAAACCAUAAUCAGCUGAAGAAAAAAGGAAAUUGAUAAAGAAAAUGAGUAUACAUGCAGGUGCUUCUGCUUAUAUGAUGGCUAUGAAAGGUGAUUAUACUACAUUGUAGAAUGCUUCAGAAGAGAUAUAAAGUAAUAAGAGUCUUGAACAAUCAUGA
Paramecium pentaurelia is the source of this 702-nucleotide messenger RNA. The record is from the annotation of a GenBank genome assembly. Lineage: Eukaryota; Ciliophora; Oligohymenophorea; Peniculida; Parameciidae.